AUGGGCCUCGAAUCGUCUAAACCGCCAAGUCCUGCUUCAUAUGGACCAAUAUUUUCAGUUCGUGGUCGUCUGUAUCGCAUUUUAGAUGUUCUUGGUAAAGGUGCUCAAGCCACUGUAUAUCGAUGUGAAGAUCAAAAUGCUGCCCAAUAUGCUGUUAAAGUUUUUCAUUUUUCACGUUUUCCUCGUUCUCAAAGAUCUGGUCGUGCUCGAAGUUUUGUCAAAGAAGCACGGAUUUUAAAACAUAUGAGUAAACGUUCACGUCAUUUUGUUCAUUUAUUUGAUUACGAAUAUAAGCGUAAAGGAAAGACAGGUUAUAUGAUCAUGGAAUUAGGAAAUGGUAGUUUAAGACAAUACUUAGCAGGAGCACCAUUAAGGGAUACAUUUCGAAGAAUGUAUUGGAAACAAAUUGUUACCAUCUUGAGAGAUCUUAAAGAUGCGAAUAUUGUUCAUGCUGAUAUCAAGCCCGAAAAUUUAAUUCUAGUAAAUAAUGUUCUUAAAGUAACCGACCUAGGUCUUGCUUUUCGGAUUAAUCCACCAGCACAGUCGGUUAUGCGAAGAAAAGUUCUUGGUACUAUUGAUUAUAUGGCGCCUGAAGUAUUUUCUCAUAAAAUUGGUUUCAAAUCGGAUGUAUGGUCAGCAGGCAUUAUUCUGUAUGAAAUGACCUAUGGUCGUCCUCCCUUCAUGAAUAUUCCUGGUAAACAACAAAAAGUGGCUGUUAUUGCAUCAAAGACACCUAUAUCAUUUCCUUCACAUAGAAAUCGUUAUUUAGUCGAUUAUUUUUUAAUCGAUACUUCGACAAAAAAAAUGUCGCAAACAAGUUCAUUUCCUUUCUUCGGUAAUAGUAAUCAAUAUCGCCCUGAUGGUAAACCAAAUACAUCAAAUAAAUUUAAUUUGAAAGCACUUUUUGAUUUUUCAACUUUACAACCACGGGUUCAAAAUCAUUUGAAAAAUGUCUAUACUUGUUUAUUGGGUGCAACUUUAUGUGCUACAUUGGGUAUUUAUUUAUCCAUGACAGGUUGGCUCAAUUAUCCUCGUUUGGCAAUGUUUGCAUCAAUAAUAACAAGUAUUUGGCUUUUUUCACUUGAUUUUAAUGGUCGUACACAAAUGAAAUGUUUUGGAUUAAUGUCUGCUACAGCUUUAUUUACGGGUAUUUAUUUAAGUCCAUUGAUCAAUUUGGCCAUUCAUGUCGACCCGCAAAUUAUCGUAACAGCAUUUUUAUUGACAACAAUUAUAUUUGUUUGUUUUACACUUAGUGCUUUAUUUACAAAAAGUCGAACUUAUCUAUAUCUAGGAGGUUUACUGGGUACAGGCACAUCUAUUAUGCUUUUCCUUAGUUUGAUGAAUAUAUUUGGACGUUCGCAACUUAUUUUCAAUGUUAAUUUAUACCUUGGCUUAGCUCUUGCUUGUGGAUAUAUUUUAUAUGAUACGCAAUUAAUUGUUGAACGAGCUAAUAAUGGAGAUAUGAAUUAUGUCAAACAUGCACUUCUCUUAUUUAUUGAUAUGGUCGAUUUAUUCGUUCGCAUUCUUAUUAUUUUACUUAAAAAUUCGCAAAAGAAAGAUAAGAAAAGCAACAAUCGUUAA
This is a messenger RNA of Rotaria sp. Silwood1, 1581 nucleotides long. Lineage: Eukaryota; Metazoa; Rotifera; Eurotatoria; Philodinida; Philodinidae. The record is from the annotation of a GenBank genome assembly.